CGUGGAUUGAAUUGAACUCAAGACGAAGAUGAGUUGACACGGAAGACAACAAAGCCACACACACACUCGCAUCGUCUUCUACAACCAACAAUCACACACUCAUCCAUGGAAACCAAGCUUUUCGACCCCCCUCCUCUCUAUCUCCACCUCCCCUCCCUUUCUCCAUCCACCACCCAUUUCACAAAACCCACAUUCCUCCCCUUCCCCCUCCGUAACAACCACACUUCCUUCAAAUCCCUCGCUCACAAUUCCGGUUCUUCACACACCGAUCCCGUUCAAGACAAUCAACACUCUCAAUCUCCCAAACCUGUUUACUCUCCCACACCUCCCAAUCGACCACAACGCACCCCUCACAGCGGCUACCACUUUGAUGGAACCGCUCGCAAAUUCUUUGAGGGUUGGUACUUCAAGGUUUCCAUUCCCGAAAAGCGGCAGAGCUUUUGCUUUAUGUAUUCUGUUGAGAAUCCUGCGUUUCGUAAACCAUUGACGACGUUCGAAUUGGCGCAGUAUGGACCUAGGUUUACUGGUGUUGGGGCGCAAAUUCUUGGUGCUGAUGAUAAAUACAUUUGUCAAUACACUCCGGAAUCGAACAAUUUCUGGGGAAGUAGGAAUGAACUGAUGCUGGGUAACACGUUUGCGGUUAAGCCGAAUUCGAAACCUCCGAAGAAAGAGGUUCAUCCUAAGGAAUUUAAUGAUAGAGUGUUGGAAGGUUUUCAAGUCACUCCCCUUUGGCAUCAAGGUUCCAUUAGCGAUGACGGAAGGUCGGAUUAUGUAGAAACAGUAAAGACGGCUCGCUGGGAGUAUAGUACACGUCCUGUAUAUGGUUGGGGUGAUGUUGGGUCCGCACAAAAGUCAACUGCUGGCUGGCUUGCAGCUUUUCCUGUUUUUGAACCGCAUUGGCAAAUAUGCAUGGGCGGUGGUCUUUCAACAGGUUGGAUAGAGUGGGAUGGCGAGAGGAUUGAGUUUGAAAAUGCCCCAUCUUAUUCCGAAAAGAACUGGGGUGGAGCUUUCCCGAGAAAAUGGUUUUGGGCUCAGUGUAAUGUUUUCGAAGGUGCUAGUGGAGAAGUUGCACUUACAGCAGCAGGCGGAUUGAGACAAAUUCCAGGAUUAACUGAGACAUAUGAAAAUGCUGCAUUGAUUGGAGUUCACUUUGGUGGAAAGUUUUAUGAAUUUGUGCCUUGGAAUGGCGUUGUAUCCUGGGAAAUUGCUACAUGGGGUUAUUGGUUUAUGUCUGCAGACAAUGGCAAUUAUUUGGUUGAAUUAGAAGCAACAGCAGAUGAUCCAGGUACUACAUUGCGUGCUCCAACCUCAGAAGCUGGCCUUACCCAAGCUUGUAAAGAUACAUGUUUUGGAAAUCUAAGAUUACAAUUGUGGGAACGUAGAUACGAUGGAAGCAAGGGAAAGAAAAUAUUGGACGUGAAAAGUGACAUGGCAGCUCUAGAAGUUGGAGGAGGUCCAUGGUUUAACAAAUGGAAGAGAAAGACAUCAACUCCACCUAUUCUUCAGCGAGCUAUUGGAUUGCCUAUAGAUGUAGAUGGCAUCUAUAGUCUGUUUCCUCUGCUUAAACCACCUGGUUUGUAGUAAGUGGUUUUAAUACCCUUCUUGUAAAACUUCUCUUGGUGCAUGCAAAUAUUCUCCGAGAUUCAUGGUAAGUACAAAAUUUUGAAAGGGAUUCAUGAUUAGAAGAAUACAAUGUUAAUACAUAGAAAAGAUCAAAUAAAAAUAAUUGAAUUUUUACUUCAAAGAAUGCUUAUGGAAUUCUUGACAUGUAUUUUGUUGGAGGAGAGAGAAGAAUGUUUAAAGGUAAUUAGUAUUCUUGGGUCCUCUGAAAAUUGUUAAACAUGAAUCAAACAUAGAUUUUUCUUGGAUGGACUACUGAAUUCAUUAUACAACCAAAUUAGUUGCAAUAAAGGAAAUAAUACAAGAAGCAUAUUUCUACUGCAUCCCCAAGAUAAAACAUUUUAGAUACAACUGUAUCAUAUUUCUACUGCAUUGUAGGAUCUUUCUAUAAAUAAACAUCUAUAUGGUACUUUGGCCACUAAAUAUGGUUCAAGACCAUUCUAACUUUCUAAGGGACAAUUGAAUGAUACUUUGGCCAAUUUUAAUUAUUAAAGAGCCAAGCGUUUCUUUGAAGAGACAACCUUUUUGAAGAGAUAAAUAUUUCUGGAGAGAUUAAUUUCCAAUGGGACGGAAAGGAGGGAAGAAAUGAACUGUUCAAUAACUCAAUAGUAGUGACUAGUGAGGGGGAGAAAAGAGAAAAAGACUCGAUAAUUCAGAGCUUUUUUUAGAGUGCUUUGGAAAGAAAUAUGAAAAUUCUUUAUAUA
Messenger RNA from Vicia villosa (hairy vetch), 2324 nucleotides. Its product is annotated as tocopherol cyclase, chloroplastic-like. The transcript is spliced from 9 exons. The record is from RefSeq and is a predicted model, not a curated record. Bases 106 to 1581 code for a protein of 491 amino acids. Gene Ontology annotation, molecular function: tocopherol cyclase activity. NCBI's taxonomy places the organism in Eukaryota, Viridiplantae, Streptophyta, Magnoliopsida, Fabales, Fabaceae.